This is a messenger RNA of Haliotis rubra (blacklip abalone), 1521 nucleotides long. Its product is annotated as nucleoporin Nup37-like. Bases 81 to 1043 code for a protein of 320 amino acids. The transcript is spliced from 7 exons. Gene Ontology annotation, cellular component: nuclear pore outer ring. The record is from RefSeq and is a predicted model, not a curated record. Gene Ontology annotation, molecular function: protein binding. NCBI's taxonomy places the organism in Eukaryota, Metazoa, Mollusca, Gastropoda, Lepetellida, Haliotidae.
GGGACGUAACUCUAUUUCCCGUGAAGUAGGAAGCGCCAAAACAAACCGGUCGCACAUGUGAUUUAUUUUGUGUUUGAAAUAUGGAGGACGGUCGCAGUACUGCAUACACUAUCCCAUGUCACGAUGUGGUUCAGUGUGUGGAAUUCUCACCCUUCGAGUGGAGCUCACAAUUACUAGCCGUCGCCACCUCCUCCCGAAUUUCUAUCUUCACUUGCCGAUUUCAGGAAGAGGAUGCUACGGUUGACGGGGUCCAGUACGCUUGUAUCCAUGACUUCCAGUCGGCUACCAACACCACAGCCCUAGCCUGGAGUCCUUCCACAUCCCUCAGUGUCCUGCCCAAGAACAUCAGUUUUGUGUCUGCUGGGGAAGACUACAAGUUGAAUCUAUUCCGCUCUGAUGGCAAAGAUAAUCACACAGAGCAGACAUUUUCCGGUCAUAAUGACUUUGUCAAUGAUGUGACCUUUGACCCUGGGGAUGGGUCAAAGUUUGCCAGUACUAGUGAUGAUCUGACCUGCCGAAUAUGGUCAACAGAGGGUCAACAGCUGCUGGUGUUCCAGCUGACCUCUCCCGGCAUGAGUGUCUGCUGGCACUCAGAGGAGCCACUCAAAAUUUUAGUUGGACAGAAGAAUGGUGUGAUUAGGAUUUUCAGUCUGACAAACCAGCAACCAAUCAUGAGUCUCAGUUGUGGUCAGGUGCCCUUGCUGGCUGCUGAUUGGUCAAGACACAGCAGUCUGCAGGUGGGAGCUAUUGCAGGGACAGACUGGCUUAUCUUCGAUACAUCAGUGUCCAGUCAACCCAUUGAAAAACGCCAAGCUCACAUUGAGGGAACAAAGUAUUUCAAGUUUGCCCGAUGUCACCAGAGUCUACUAGCAACCAUUGGUCGUCCUGGACGACAAGUCAAGGUCUUCAACACUCGACAUCAGCAGCUCCAUGUGAACGCCAGUCUGCAGGUGGCAUAUGGCCUGACGUGGCACCACACCCUGCCCAUCAUCGCCGUCGGGGGAGACAAGAAGGUGCAUCUGUGGGUGGUGGAGUCUGCAUGAGGCCGUGAGAUGCAGGAAUACUGCUGCAUUCCAGGGACACAUCAUUCACAGACAGUGCAGUCACCCCUGGGUUGGGGAUGCAGUUCAUCAUGGUGACAGGGAUGCAUCAGUAUCACAGGGAGAUGCCAAUUGCAUCCCAAGCCCACUGAAGGGCUCUCAAGUGGCAUUUUGUGACAGAAGUGUGAUGGACACCAUGAGAUAUAAUCAACAUGGUCCACAGCUCAUUACAGACUUGCGGUAUUUGUAACAUCAUAAUUCAAUAUGGAAGAAGAAAUGUCGUCCUACGGAAUUUUCACUUGUCUCUGAACUGAAGGGCAUGUCCAAUCUUGAUCAUACUGAGGAGCCCAAACUCCAGCCGUCAGAUUGUGGGCAGCUCAUGUCCAACUCUGUAGUGCCCCCUUACUCAUUAAGGCAACUGAAAUAUGCCUGAAUGUCACCCACAUUGUACAUACCUCAAAUAAAUUUUGGAUUUUUGAAA